Molecule: messenger RNA, 969 nt
Organism: Hansenula anomala
Lineage: Eukaryota; Fungi; Ascomycota; Saccharomycetes; Phaffomycetales; Wickerhamomycetaceae
Product: SDR family oxidoreductase
Exons: 2
Coding region: 1-969 (322 amino acids)
Molecular function (GO): oxidoreductase activity, acting on the CH-OH group of donors, NAD or NADP as acceptor
Source: RefSeq, a predicted model, not a curated record
AUGCAUUUUGCUUUAGUCAUCAAAGCACAACUAUACAGACAGAUUGUUCAUGCAAAUUGGUUAAUCUCAUAUUUAUCCGAUUCAUUGAUUGGUGUUGUAUUGGAAAGACAUAGAGAUGUGGUGUUAGUCACUGGUGGUGGAUCAGGGUUGGGUAAAGAAAUUGUAAAAGAGUUUCAAAAAAGAAGGAUUCAAAGAUUGGUUGUAUUUGAUAUCAAUAUACCUAAUGAUGAUCAAAAAUUGGAAGAUGUCUAUUAUUAUAAAUGUGAUGUUAGUGAUAAGAAACAAGUCAUGGAGUUAAGUGAAAGGGUCAAGAAUGAAGUUGGUAUUGUGACAAUAUUGGUUAAUAAUGCAGGUAUCACAUCUGGGAAAUCUUUGAUUGAUUUAUCAUUUGAAGAAAUUGAAAAAAUUAUUCAAGUUAAUUUGAUGUCAAGUUUUUAUCUUGAUAAAGCAUUUUUACCUGAUAUGUUGAUGUUGAAGAGAGGUUAUAUAAUCACUGUUGCAUCUGUUCUUGGGUAUAUGUCACCAGCAAAUCUAACUGCCUAUGGUGCAUCGAAAUCAGCAUUAAUAGCAUUACAUGAAUCUUUAACUUAUGAAUUGGGGCCACCAUUAUUUAGCUCCACGGGGAUUAAAACCCUUUUAGUAUGCCCAGGACAAUUGAAAACACAAAUGUUCAAAGGUGUCAAUACACCAUCUUCCAUAUUAGCACCAGAACUAGAUCCACAAUAUGUUGCUCAGAAAGUUGUCAGAGCAGUUGACUAUGGUCGAAGAGGUGAAUUGAAAUUCCCUAUUUAUGGUAACUUUUUAGCCUUGUUUAGAUCUUCACCAUGGCCUGUGACUCAAUUUGUUAGAUUAAUAAGUGGUAUGGAUGAGUCAAUGAAAACUUAUGAGCAAGAUAAACAAGAUAGAAUAAAUCAAAAAAAGGCCAAUCAAGCAGCAAUACUAGGUGAGAUUAUCUCUUCAUCAACAUAA